Molecule: messenger RNA, 1687 nt
Organism: Thunnus maccoyii (southern bluefin tuna)
Lineage: Eukaryota; Metazoa; Chordata; Actinopteri; Scombriformes; Scombridae
Product: scavenger receptor cysteine-rich type 1 protein M130-like
Exons: 6
Cellular component (GO): membrane
Source: RefSeq, a predicted model, not a curated record
ACAGGAAGCAGAAAUGAAGCCUCAGACAGAUCUGUAUGGAGGAUCAGUUCUGACUGUGUUCAUUCUGGAUCUAGACUGAGCGACUGUGCAUCAUCAUCUUCCUCUUCCUUCAUCGUGGAGCUCACCUGCUCAGACUCUGUCAGGCUGGUGAAUGGGACUAGUCCGUGUUCAGGCAGACUGGAGGUGAAGUCUGAGCAGUCGUGGUCCUCAGUGUGUGAAGCUGACUUUGACCAGCAGGAUGCAGAGGUGGUCUGUGGGGAGCUCAGCUGUGGGGCUCCUUCAGUCCUCCAGGGGGCGCUCUAUGGAGAAGUGGAGGCUCCGAUGUGGACCAAAGAGUUCCAGUGUGGAGGCCAUGAGUCUGCUCUCCUGGACUGUGGAAGAUCAGACUCAGCUAGAAGCACCUGCUCACCUGGCAAAGCUGUUGGACUCACCUGCUCAGAGCCUGUCAGGUUGGUGGGAGGAGCCAGUCGCUGUGCAGGUAUACUGGAGGUGAAACAGGGAGAGUGGAGACCAGUGAUUGACUUUUAUUGGACCCUGAAGGAAGCAGCAGCAGCCUGCAGAGAUCUGAGCUGUGGCUCUGCUGUUUCAACAGGAAGGAGAAAUGAAGCAUCAGACAGAUAUGUAUGGUUGAUCAAUCCUUACUGUGUUCAGUCUGGAUCUAGACUGAGCGACUGUGCAUCAUCAUCUUACUCUUCCUCUAUCGUGGAGCUCACCUGCUCAGACCUGCUGGUUCAGCCAAUCAUCUCUGUGUCUUCUACCAUGGACGGGGUCUCCGAGGCCCAGCAGCAGGGGUUUCAGGUGCGUCAGGGCUCCAACUUCACCAUCAGCUGCUCCGUCCAGCCUCAGUACCCAGGAGGCUCCUUCCAGCUCACCUUCACCUCCUCCAACACAACACACAACUACACCCAGCCAGCUGUCAAUCACUCUGCUGACUUCCUGUUUCCUGCUGCAGACCCCGCCCACCAAGGAAACUACAGCUGUGUUUAUGGCGUCUAUGUUUUUGCUCAUAACUUCUUCUCUGAGAGCCGUCUGCUGUCUCUCACUGUCACAGAUCCAACAGUUCAUAUCAUCAGACUGGUCGUCCUGCCGGUGACUCUGCUGUUGGUCGUCGCUGUCGUCGUUUUCAUCCUGAAGGUCCUGAAGGCCAGCAGGGGGCAGAGGUCAGGCCCACAGGAGAACAUUGAGCUGGAUUCUUAUAACCUCGGUGUUUCCAGAGCUGAAGGAGAGCCGGCUGAAGAGGAAGGAGCCCAGGGAGCAGAGUAGGACCUCCAAGGAGCCACAAACCACUGAAGAAGAAAAUCAUCUUUGGGUUCAUCUCUCCUCUCAGUCUCAGCCAGGUUUUUGCAGCCCAGUACGGCGAGGAAUGGCGUCCAUACUAGUCGAUUCCACAGCUUUUGAUUUACAUCCAGCAGCAACGCUCAGUGCCACAACAGGAAGUAGCGAGACCUUUAUUAAGACCAGUAGAAGAAGAGCAGAGAGGAGAUCUGAUUGGACCAUUUGUAACAUAAUUAUCUGUAUAUAGUUAUAUUUUAUCAUCAUUAACUUCUCUCAUGUGAACAGCUGUAACUGCUUUUACUUAAAUAUUUUGAUGAAUCCAGAGUUUUAUGGUCUCAUCUGGAUAAAUGUUGAGUCAACAAAUCAUUUAAAAAUCCAUCCAGUUGUUUGAUGAGUUUAUACAUUUUUCUUC